AUGGAUUCACCAACGACUGGAGACUGGAAGCCAGCGGGAGAUCCAGAUCAUAGGACGCUCAUUGUAAGGGGGGUGGAGGAAGGACAACAAAGUCGUCAAAAGGGCCACCAUCUUGCUCGAUCACAAACCCCGAACUCGGCACAUGCGGAGGACCAGAAUUGCCAACACCCUACGGGGAGGCGCCUCUUCUUUUCUUUUUCUCGCCUCUGCUCGAUAGCCGGUCCUGGUCUUUCCAGCAGACAACAGGGCCAACCUGCAGCCCGUCUCUACGUUACUGUCCACAUCUGGUCAUGUGGCGAACUCUGUGUCGGGACAGGAGAGAGCCCAGAGAGGAGAGAGAAGUACAGAGAGUGA
Molecule: messenger RNA, 354 nt
Organism: Colletotrichum paranaense
Lineage: Eukaryota; Fungi; Ascomycota; Sordariomycetes; Glomerellales; Glomerellaceae
Exons: 1
Coding region: 1-354 (117 amino acids)
Source: RefSeq, a predicted model, not a curated record